UUUAGCUCGAACAGAUCGUGAAAUGGAUUUACUCUUUCUUAGCCAGCGCAUUUAUCUGGGCGAUGGCAGCCACGAAACGCCCCUCAACGGCGGCAUCAUCGUGGACACGGGCGGCAUCAUUCGGCGUGUGCUGCGCACUAAGCAGGAGGUAAACACCUAUCUGUACAACACAGAAUCGGAGGCUGUUUACGAUUUCGGGGAUCUGCUGCUGAUGCCGGGCUUGAUCGAUACGAAUGUGCACAUCAAUGAGCCGGGCGAGCGCACCGACUGGGAGGGAUUCGCGUCGGCGACCAAGGCGGCGGCUGCCGGCGGAUUCACGACCAUCAUAAAUCGACCCACUAAUGCCACGCCCCCCACAGUGAAUGUGCAGACGCUGAAGGCGAAGGCGGCGACGGCACGCGGCAAGAUCUAUGUGGAUGUCGGCUUCUGGGGCGGCCUGGUGCCGGGCAACACGGAUCAGCUGGUGCCGCAGCUGGCAGCCGGUGUCGUCGGACUACAGUGCACACUCUGCCCUAGCGCACAGCCGGUGGGCGAUGAGUUCGCAGCAAUCAACGAAACUCAGCUAGGCGAGGCACUGCAUCAGCUAAGCAAGGAGCAGGCAGCAGAUGCGCUCAUAGCGUUCCACGCCGAGCUGCCAGCAACGGAGUCUCAGCAGCAGCCGGACGAGGCGUCAAGCAAAUGCUAUGGAAGCUUUCUUCGGUCACGGCCCGCCAGCAUGGAGCUGUCGGCGGUGCAGCUGAUCUGCCGCGCCGCCGCAGCGCAGCCCCAGCAUCGCUAUCACAUCAUGAAUCUCAGCUGCGCCGAGGCACUGCCCGUGCUGGAGGCGUGCCGGCAGGAGUCGGGCGUGCAGCUGAGCGCCGAGACGUGUCCACACUACUUGGCGCUGGGGGCGGAGCAGGUGCCCGACUGCGGCACAGAGUUCAAGACCUGGCCGCCCAUACGCGAGCGGGCCAAUCAGGCGGCCCUGUGGUCGGCGCUGCGCCGGCCGGAGUCGACGCUGCAGCUCAUCGCCAGCGAUCACUCCUCGGCAACGCCGGGUGCCCGUUGUCUGACCUACGGCCGGGCACGCGGCAAUUUCAUGAACGCCUGGCCGGGCAUCAGCUCGCUGCAGCUGAGCCUGCCGGUGGUGUGGACGCGUGCCCGACAGACGGAGCAGCCGCUCAGCCUGGCCGAGGUGCAUCGCCUGAUGUGCUGGCAGCCGGCGCAGCUGUGCGGCCUGUCCAGCUUCAAGGGGCGCAUUGCCGAGGGCUACGACGCCGACUUCUGCAUCUGGAAUCCGGACGAGGAGUUCACCGUCUGCAGCGAUCAGCUCUACGCGUCGCACAAGUCGCCCACGCCCUAUGCCGGCCAGCGGCUGAGCGGUGUGGUGCAUGCGACAGUGGUGCGCGGUCUGCAUGUCUAUCAGCAGUACGAGGGCUUCGGCCAGCCCCUGGGCAAGGUGCUGCUGCGCAAGAGCAGCUCGAAGCUGGUCAAGUUCGUGCGACUCUAAAAAAAGAUUCGAAUUGAUUGCCUAAUUAAAUAAAUUGUGCUCGA
Drosophila arizonae is the source of this 1533-nucleotide messenger RNA. RefSeq lists its product as uncharacterized. NCBI's taxonomy places the organism in Eukaryota, Metazoa, Arthropoda, Insecta, Diptera, Drosophilidae. Gene Ontology annotation, molecular function: allantoinase activity; zinc ion binding; cobalt ion binding. Gene Ontology annotation, cellular component: cytoplasm. The record is from RefSeq and is a predicted model, not a curated record. Gene Ontology annotation, biological process: allantoin catabolic process; purine nucleobase catabolic process.